Molecule: messenger RNA, 194 nt
Organism: Puccinia graminis f. sp. tritici CRL 75-36-700-3
Lineage: Eukaryota; Fungi; Basidiomycota; Pucciniomycetes; Pucciniales; Pucciniaceae
Exons: 2
Source: RefSeq, a predicted model, not a curated record
UCACGCACACAACAACAAAGCGACCAAAGAAAAACUAUCAGACAGAAUCUCCGAGAUACAAAUCUCAGUGGAACGGUUUCAUCCAGAUUUACUGGAAGAUUGAACCACAGCAGGAACAGCCGCAAACAAGCAAGGAGAAAACAAGUAAGAGCGAGCCUGUCAAGGUUGAUAAACAAGCCCAAGCUGACGACUAG